GCAGCAGGAGAAGUGUGCAUCAAGUGGGUCUGUUGUUGACAACAGAUGAGCAUGCAGAGGCAGAUUCAGAAGCACAGAGAUCCGUGCAUGACGAGACCUCAACACAACGAGCAGGAUGAUUUCCCGGCACGAUUAUGGAUGUAACACGCUGCUAUUAUAACUUUGAAUUACUUGCAAGGACAAUCCUCAUCACAUCAUUGUUUGUGAUAAAUGGUGUAUGUCCUGAAACAUCGUCCACAGAGGCCCUGUGCUCUCCAAACCCGUGCCAAAACAGGGCGAUAUGCAGGAUUCGCGGGGACGGCUACUCGUGCUUCUGCGUGCCGGGCUUCCAGGGCGCUCAUUGUCAGAUCGAUGUGAACGAGUGCGUUUCACAGCCCUGCAGGAACGGAGCCACCUGUGUGGACAGAGUGGGCACGUUCUCCUGCCUGUGUCCUCGGGGGUUCACUGGGCCCACUUGUGCGCUCGAGAUUGAUGAGUGUCAAUCACAGCCAUGUCUCAAUGGCGGCAGUUGCCAUGACUAUGUCGGUGGCUUCAGUUGCACCUGCCGGCCCGGUUUCCAAGGACACCAAUGCGAAAUAAACAUCAAUGAGUGCCAAGAGCAGCCAUGCCAAAACGGGGGUCAUUGUAUAGAUGGGGUGAAUGAUUUCAGCUGUGACUGCUCACAUACAGCCUUCACUGGCAAACACUGCGAGACACCACUACCACCAUGUCAGUCUGAACCCUGCUUCAACAGCGCCAUCUGUAAGGAUAACCAGGGUAACUACAGCUGUGAAUGCUGGCCAGGGUUCGAGGGGCGUCAGUGUGACAUCGACAUCAGUGAGUGUGACAGCGCCCCCUGCAUGAAUGGAGGACGCUGCAUUGAGAGGUCGUGGCAGGCUCUGUAUGGCAGCGAGCCUCUGCUGCCUGAACACUUUGACCCACAGCAUGCUGCAGGCUACAUCUGCAGCUGUCCUCCAGGAAAAACAGGUUUCCUCUGCGAGGAGCUGAUAAACCUUUGUGACCCUAGUCCAUGCCAGAAUGGGGGCAGGUGUGAGAGCGGCACUGGAGGUUACAUUUGUCAUUGCCUCAUCCAGCGUCAUAAUGGCUUCUUGUAUGGGGGUGUAAACUGUGACGUGAGGCUGGUGGGCUGUGAGGGACAUGAAUGUCAGAACCAGGGCUCCUGCUCCCCUUUCCUGUUGGAUGGGACUCAUGGAUACACCUGCUCAUGCUCACCCGGGUACACUGGACCCCUCUGUAAAACCCCUACCACUUUCUCCUUUGAACGCAAAGGCUAUCUGCUCCUACAGAGCCCCCUGGUGGACACCGAGGUGUCCUGCAACAUCACCCUAAGCUUUAAGACUGUUCUGCCUAGAGCCAUGUUGUUCCAGAGGAACAGCAGGGGGCUCCUGCUGAGCCUGGAGCUGGAUGAAGGACAGCUUCAGCUCACGCUGUCGAAGGAGGCCUCUACAGAAAGCCCGAUCCAGCUCCUGGACCUUCCUCACAACGUCACAGAUGGAGAGUGGCAUUCUGUAGAGGCUGUGCUCGGGAACUGGGUGCUCACUCUGAAGCUCUUGGAUGAUUCAGGGAGCUGUGGGAGCCAGUUGUGCCACAAGGAGGCCGCGGUCCAAACCACCCUGGCAGGGCUGGCGUCGCCUCCUCAGAACACUUUCAUUGGAGGAGUGCUUCAGGACUCAGAUGGCCCCAGUGAAGGUGCCCCGCUCCCAGCAUUCAUUGGCUGCAUGCGUGAUGUGUUUGUGGACUGGCAGCUGGUCGUCCCUGAGGAGUGGCUGAGCGACUCUGCUGUUAAUGUGUCCCCGGGCUGCAGCCACAGGGACCACUGCCUGGAUGUGCCUUGCCAAAACAGAGGAGAGUGUGUCAACCUGUGGCAGAGCUACCAGUGCCGCUGUCCAAGGCCUUACGAGGGGCAGGACUGUGAGGAGGAACAUGUGACUGCACGCUUUGGAAACGAGGACUCACAAAGUUAUGCAGCGUUCACUAUCACGGAUGACCUCGGUCACAACCUCUCUGUCUCGCUCUUUGUGCGUACACGGAGACACAACGGACUCCUCCUGGCGCUCGCCAACAGCAGCAGCCAGUACCUGCACAUGUGGCUGGAGGAUGGCAGGGUCACCGUCCAGCUUGAUAACUUUGAGAGCCUGAAGGCAGCGGGUGCUAUCAAUGAUGGCGAAGUCCACUUUGUGAGGGUAGAGAUGGAGAAGGAUCGUAUAACUCUGUAUGUAGCAGCUGAGAAACAGGGGCAUGUAGAAGGCAGGACGGUCAAGGUUCAAGCAGGAGAUACUGUGUACGUGGGGGGUCUGCUGGAGGGCAGGACCACUUCAGUGUUUGGUGGAUACUUUAAAGGCUGCAUUCAGGAUUUGAGGAUCAACGACAGGAGGCUGCAGUUCUUCUGGUUGGACACCUCAGUGAAAGCUUUUCCUCUGGAGCUCAUGGUAAAUGUGACUUCUGGGUGCUCGGGUGACAACGCCUGCAGUAGAAACCCUUGUCUGAACGGCGGCUUGUGCUACUCUACGUGGGAUGACUUCACCUGCACCUGCCCGCUUAGGACAGCAGGGCGGCGCUGUGAGGAGGUCAGGUGGUGCGAACUGUCACCCUGCCCCGUGGAUGCAGAGUGCAGGAUGCUUAACCAGGGAUAUGAGUGCUACUCCAAUGCAACCUUCCUAAAUGAAAGCACAGUGUUGUCCUAUCAGGGAAAUGGACAAAUAUCCCGAAAUCUGACCAACGUCUCUCUAAACCUACGCACACGGAAGCGUAAUGUCGCUAUUCUCCACGCACAGAACGGCUCAGCAUUCGUCACGCUCUCUGUUCAGGAUGGUUUCCUCUCUAUGGAGCUUCAAAGCGCAGCUGGAGAAAACAAUGGAGAAGAGAAGGAAAGCGGAGGGGGGCCAGAUGUGUCUACAGUCAGUCUGAGCAGCAGGAGGACUGUGAGUGACGGUGAGUGGCACAGCGUCCAGCUGUUCAUGGCAGCACCGUGGGCGCUGACCUCCCGCUGGACUCUGGUGCUGGAUGAAGAAAUAGAAGAAGCCAGCACCUCCAGGAGAAAAGGGGGCAACCUGGAUUUCCUCAGGCAGGACGUGGAUAUAUUUUUAGGUGGCUUUGCCCCUAAAGCUGGCUGGACCCUUGUUGGCUGUCUGGGCACAGUAGAGUUAGGUGGCAUCGCCCUGCCUUACUUGAGUUCCUCUGAUGUAAACCUCCCACGCCUGCAGGAGGAGCAGUUCAUCCAGACAUCACUAAAUCAGCCACUUCUUGGGUGCAGCGGGGCCCCCUUGUGUGAGCCCAACCCCUGUCUGAACGGAGGGGAGUGCCAGGACCUGUUCAACACCUACAACUGCAGCUGUGCUGAGGGCUGGGCCGGUCGACGCUGUGACUUCUACACCAACACCUGUGCUUCAAAUCCCUGCGUUCAUGGUAACUGCAGCGUGAGCGGGCUGAGCUACGAGUGUACCUGUGACUUCGGGUACGCGGGUGUGCACUGCGAGGAGGAGGUGGAUAUGUGUGAAAACCACGUGUGCGCACAUGGGGGCACUUGUCUGCAUGGACCAGACAGGUACGCCUGCCUCUGCGCUGAAAACUACACUGGACCCCUCUGCAACGAACGCAUUGAAGAAAUACCGUGGUACAUUGUUGUCAGAAGUGUACGGCCUAAGCUGCCUGUGUCUGUGUGCGGUGAUGACAUCAGGAACUACACCUGCUUCAAUGGAGGCAACUGCACGGAGCGAGAGCUGUCCUGUGACUGUCCACCUGGCUUCAUUGGACACAGGUGUGAACAGGAAGUGGAUGAGUGCAAGUCAAACCCAUGUCUAAAUGGAGGCUACUGCCGCAACCUCAUCAACAAGUUCUUGUGCGUGUGUGACAUGAGCUACGCCGGAGACACGUGCCAGACGGACUUGACCUCUGGGGGUUUGUCCUCUGACCUCUUGCUGUCCGUCAGUCUGGCGUCUGUGGUCCUGCUGCUGGUUCUCAUCUUCACCUCCAUCGGCCUGGUGAUGACACUAAAUCGGCGCGCCACCCACGGCACCUAUAGUCCCAGUCGGCAGGAGAAGGAGGGCUCACGGGUGGAGAUGUGGAGCAUCAUUCAACCGCCACCUAUUGAGAGACUCAUAUGAAUGUGACUGAUUAGUAGCUAUUUAAGUAUUGAGAGGCUAAUGCUAGAAAUACACUGGAUAUUGAAGUUAUUCAAAUUUGAUUUUAAAAUUCCAAAGGUAAAAAUGUAAGUACGUAAAGACAUUCUUGAACUCCGCAGAAGAAUAGCCGCUUUUAAAUGUAGAAUUCAGCUCACGGUGCCUCCAUUUUUAUUUACAGUUUUCUUUCUUCAGUUGCAUAAGCACAAACUGGGAGAUUGUAUGAGAUCUUGUGGUAUCAUUAUCUGUAUUUUAAUAAUCUUCCGGCAAUGUUUUGCACCUUAAACCAGCAUCCAGCACUACAUCAAUCUAAAAGAAAAGAUUUCAGUUAAGUUCAUACGUACAUGUAUUGAGUCUGUCACAUUUUUGUGUGUGAUCCAUAUUCUCAGGAUUGAUGGACCAGGGAGCAAUAAUCAGUAUGUGGGAAACAAAAACAAUUGUCAUCCAAAACAAGCAAAAGGAGUUAGAUAAUUUCCUUUAAAGAAUUAGGUAAACUUUUGGUCAGUAGUUUUCUUACUGUUAUUAGUCAAUUCAUCCUCAUUGGUUUUCUACUGAAAAAAAGUAUCUUAAAAUGGGUUAUAAAUAUGGUAAUUUAUUCUUAAAGAUGCUCAGUUAUUUCCUCAAACAGCAUUCUGUACUGUAGUUUUAACAUGUUACCGAAACAGCAUUAAAUAAUGAUUUUGUUAGGGACUAUAAUUAGGUUUUAGCUAAACAGACAGAAUGUGUCAGUAGUUUAAUUGUUUUUUUUUCCAGAAACAAAAAGGUCAAAAGUCAUGAUAUGACGGAAAAAAAAUUCCAUCCACGUGUAUCUUUUCCAGGAUGAUUCCUUCCAUUUUUCCGUGUUGCUGGCAAUAUUGUGUUUUUUUUUUUAUUGAGGGAAACAUUCCUACCAGAUGUCCUCAUUGACAGAAUAAAGUCAUUUCAGAGUCAGACUUCAGGAGGAGUUGAACUCUUUCACUAACUGAGAAUAGUUUCUUACUAAAGUUUAUUCUUUGAUGACAUGUGAGUAGUUUGGAAACAAUGACUGUCUAUACUGCUCUGUAAUUUCAACUGUAGAGUGAUGAUGAUUUUUUUUUUUUUUUUUUUAAACUGUGAAUUUCAUUUCUGCCUGCCAUUUGGCACCUGUAUAUAUAAAUUGUUGGUUAUUUAAGAACAUGUUUUCAAGGUUUCUGUAGGAAUAGUGAGGUGUUACUGUAAUAAAGGAUUAGCAUU
This is a messenger RNA of Labrus mixtus (cuckoo wrasse), 5330 nucleotides long. It is a transcript of the gene crb1, whose product is annotated as crumbs cell polarity complex component 1. Gene Ontology annotation, molecular function: calcium ion binding. Lineage: Eukaryota; Metazoa; Chordata; Actinopteri; Labriformes; Labridae. The record is from RefSeq and is a predicted model, not a curated record. Gene Ontology annotation, biological process: establishment or maintenance of epithelial cell apical/basal polarity; heterophilic cell-cell adhesion. Gene Ontology annotation, cellular component: protein-containing complex; plasma membrane. The transcript is spliced from 13 exons. The coding region runs from base 135 to 4103 and encodes 1322 amino acids.